AUGCCACAGCUGACCCACAUCCUACGCUUCAAGGUGCUCGCCGUCGAGUGCGGGGUCCUGCAGACCGGCCAGCAGUACACGAUUUAUUACCGCCGCGGCGAUACCCGGCGGUCCACCCCGUGUUAUACCGCCCGAAACGGCCUGGUGGACUUCAGCCCGAUGCCGGAAGGGGCCUCCGUGAUUCACUUCAAGAGCGGGACGGUGGGGCGGCGCUUCGCGCCGAAGUACAUCCUCUUCCGGCUCGAGGAAUACAUCGUCGGGGUGCCGCGCCGGACGGUGUGCGAGACGAACGUGGACUGCGGGAAUGUCCUCGGGCCCUACGACAACGCCGGCUCCGGGGUAAUCGAGGCCCCGAUCCAGAUUUACGGCGUCAGCGCCAAAAUGAAAGUGGCCAUUUUAGUCUACCCCGAGAACGGGCUGCCGUUGUCGUUUGAUUUGAUUCUUAAGCCCCAGCCGCCCGGUCCUGUGGAAGGAUCGGUGGGGAAAGUGUCGGUGAUGUCCCGUGGUGAGGCGAUGACGCUGCUUAUUUCGCUCGAGACGAUGCUGGAGCGGAAAAAGCAGGCGAACGCCGAAGCCCUUCCCCCGACCGCGGCCCGGAGCGCGUUAAAGUUGAGGGAAUUGGAGGAAAAGCGCAAUGAGCUGACAGGGGUGGAGGGGAUGGCCUCCAAGGCCAUCACGGCCCGCUGCCAGGACGUCGUGAAGGCGCAGUUCGUCGCGCUGGCGCGGCAAUUCCGCGCGAACUACGUCGGCGCCACGGCGGCUUAUCUUCGUCAGAUGGCGUUAAUGAGCGGCGUCCUUCGCGGCGAUCCCACCGCGAUGAAGUCCGAGCACGCCCUGCGGGAGCAAACGGCGCGAACCACCAGCCGGAUUGACGAUUUACGGCAGCAAAUCCACCAAUUAGAGCUGGAUCAGCUGAGCCUGGGGCGAAUUCAACACAAGACCGACGUCACCGCGGAGUUGAUGGCCAACCUGGAGAAGGUGGACUCCCUGACCGGGCAGAUCCGAAUCCUUGAGCAAACCCAAGAGACCAACGAAAAGGCCUUGAGUAGCCGCGAUAGCUCCACCACCCCGCUUGGGCGGGAGGUAAAGCGCAUUAACGACCACAUCGACGCCCUGGCGUCCGAGCAAGAGCAGCUGCGAGGGCAAGUCCGUCAUAUGGUCAGUUCGGCCGCCGCCCAUGUAUUAUCGUGGGCGCGGAGCAAAAAUCCACCCCAGGCCGAGGUCCGAAACGACGCCGCGAUUGACAACCUCUUCCGCGAUACGGGCGAGGCGAAGUUGUCUACGGAGCCGCCCCGGAAAGGCAUGGCGGGUUCCAACCCAAAGUCAAUGGCCCUCCCUCAACGCGCGCAAUCGCGAUCGUCCUCCGAGCAUCGCACGCCGAACGAUGCCUUCAACCCCAAAGACUUGCCCUCGAUGGGGGAUUUCCGAGAAAAUGAAACCCAGCACCGAAAGGAGAAGCCAGGCGACGCCAAGCCGCAGUACCCCGAUCCCUUAAAACCCACGGGACUCAACACCGACAUGUUCGCCCAGUCCAGUUCCGAGCCGUCCAUCGCCAAUUCCUCCGCCUUCCAUUUAAUGGGCAGCACCCACACCCCGCUCGAGCCGGGCUUCAGCAUAAACGUCAUACCCGAUUCCAUCCAGACCAUGUUUUACGAUACGCCCCGCGGGAACGUCGAGAGCCAUUUGGACCCCUACAAUGCGGCCCUCCACGACUCCCCGCUCCCGCAGAGUCUCGAGGAGGCGGGCGACCCAACCGCCCCGCGAGGAUUCCCCAAUUUCGGCUACGAGGCCUACGCCAGGGAAGGAAUGCACUCCGAAGAAGCCGCCCACCCUUCAUUGUCUAAACCCCCGGCGUUAAAUUUCGAGACGUUUUACGAGGCCGGCCCACCGGCCGUUGAGGGGAAUCCGACGACGAUAUUUUACGAACCGCAGAGUUUUAGCCAGGGCAAACCCACCUACGAUUUCGCCCCGUCAGUCGACACGACCACUCAGGAAAAUGAUAGCAAGGCUCAGGACAAGAAAGACAAUGUCCCCAUAUACAACUUUGCGAGCUAA
Molecule: messenger RNA, 2055 nt
Organism: Phytomonas sp. Hart1
Lineage: Eukaryota; Euglenozoa; Kinetoplastea; Trypanosomatida; Trypanosomatidae
Source: the annotation of a GenBank genome assembly